AUGAAAAGUACUAAUUUUAGAAUGGUUAAUAAAAAUGUAGAAAUAAAUUACGAUAAUAAUAAUAAAUCAAAAUCUAUUGAUGAAGAUGAUCUUCAAUGUGAAGAAUUUGAAGAAACACCUUUAUAUGCAGCUGUUUUAACUUAUAUUAGUUAUGCUAUUUUAUGUUUAUUUGGUUGGUUACGAGAUUUUUUACGACAAUCAAAAAUUGAAAAAAAACGUGGUGCUGUAGAUCCUAAUGCAUCACUGGGAUUUGUUCCACUUUAUCAAAGUUAUGAAUCUUUUUAUACACGAAAUAUGUAUACUCGUGUUCGAGAUAUAUUUAAUCGUCCAAUUGCAAGUGUACCAGGUCCUCAAUUUGAAUUAACAGAACGGAUAUCCGAUGAUUAUAAUUGGACAUAUAGAUAUACAGGCAAAACAGUUAGUGCUAUUAAUUUGGGUUCAUAUAAUUAUUUGGGUUUUGCUGAAAAAACUGGUCCAUGUGCUAUAGAUACGAUUAAUGGACUUAAAUCAUAUGCUAUUGCAAACUGUAGUACCCGAUCGGAAAUCGGUACUCAACGUUAUCAUAUUGAACUUGAACAACUUGUAGCUGAAUUUCUUGGUGUCGAAAGUUGUAUUGCCUUUGGCAUGGGUUUUGCAACAAAUGCAUUGAAUAUACCAGUGAUUGCAUCAAAAGGCGAUUUAAUUUUAAGUGAUGAAAUGAAUCAUAUAUCGCUUAUAUUAGGUAUGCGUCUAUCGGGUGCUUGUUAUCAAACAUUUGAACAUAAUGAUAUGAAUGAUUUGGAAAAAAAAUUACGUGCUGCUAUUGUUCAUGGUCAUUCACGAACAAAUCGACCAUGGAAAAAAAUCAUAAUUGUUGUUGAAGGUGUAUAUAGUAUGGAAGGAUCAAUUUGUCGUUUACCACAAUUGAUUGAACUUAAAAAGAAAUAUAAAGCAUAUUUAUAUAUGGAUGAAGCACAUUCAAUUGGUGCAAUGGGUAAAAGUGGUCGAGGUAUUGUAGAUUAUUUUAAUGUCAAUUCGAAUGAUGUUGAUAUUCUUAUGGGAACAUUUACAAAAAGUUUUGGAUCAGCAGGUGGUUAUAUUGCAGGAAAAAAGUCUCUCAUCGAUCAUAUUCGUGUAAAUUCUCAUGCGCAUACCUAUGCAUCAAGUAUGUCAGCACCUAUUGUUCAACAAAUUAUAUCUUCGCUUCAACUUCUGAAGGGUCCAGAAGGACAAAAACGUAUUAAUCAAUUAGCAGAUAAUGCACGUUAUUUUCGACGAAAACUAGUCGAUAUGGGUUUUAUUAUUUAUGGUAAUAAAUAUUCACCCGUAGUUCCAAUGUUACUUUAUAUGCCAGCUCGAGUUACUCGUUUUAAUCGUGAAAUGUUACGUCGUGGUAUUGCCGUUGUGACUGUUGGAUUUCCAGCAACAAAAUUAUUAGAAGCUCGUGUUCGUUUUUGUUUAUCAGCCGCACAUACACGUCAAAUGCUUGAUGCGGCAUUGGAAGCAAUUGACGAAGUUGGCACCGACAUAUCAUUACGGUAUUCAACACGACACAAACCUCAACGAUUGAAAGACUUGUAA
Molecule: messenger RNA, 1560 nt
Organism: Adineta steineri
Lineage: Eukaryota; Metazoa; Rotifera; Eurotatoria; Adinetida; Adinetidae
Source: the annotation of a GenBank genome assembly